AUGCUAAGUCUGGCAGCAGGCACUAAGCAGCAAGCAAUCCCACACACCGAGCAUUGCUGGCAGUCCUCAAGUCUGGUGCGUGCUGGAAUUAUCCCCACGUCUCCCCUCCGACACACUGCGGGAGUUACCGUUCGAACCAUUAGCCUCUACCACAAACUUUUUGUGCGGUGCCCGCGACUAGGGAUACAGCCCUUUGCUAAGGCCCUCUGUGACAUUCAAGGCAAGGCAUUCAAGCCGUACCUGUCGACCCAGCUCUACGAGGCGCUGGAUGUGUACGUUGCCAUCCUUAACGGAGUUCGGACCCGUACACGCGAAGCAUUGAGUAGACAAGGGCGAGAGUGGCAAAUGCUGAACGCCUGCCCAUGCUGUCAGUUUAGGCUUAAAGAGGACUCUAAUCUCCGGGUACGGAUGAUUGUCUCAAUGGACGGGAACGACUCUUUAAAAAGGGUGGAAAGGAAGGAAGAUGUGCUUCAGGAGCAGGAGCAGGGGGAAAACGGCCAGGGCUUGCCUCCGGUCUUGAAGGAGCGCAUUGAUGGCCGUGUGGGAGGCGCAGCAUAUUUUGCAUCCAGGAGGGAAACAAACGCAUGGGAUGAGAAGAACUGGGGGGAGAUUGCCGAGCUGUCACCUGAGGAGAGCCAGCCUCCAGUUGGCAGCCUGUGGGUUGAAGGGCGCUGUGAAGAACGCUGGCAGAACAUGAAGGAGACCAGCAUCUCUCGAUCGUCCGCCAAGUUCUUUGAGAACGGGUGGUUUGUUUUGCUCUGCCGGCACAUGCUGCUGCUGCUUGCAUGCAAUAUGAUUCAAAGCGGAGAGCUUGCUCAGUAUCCCCUUGCCUUGCUCCACAUUUUUAUGGCUGCAGAAAAGGAGGAGCGUGACAUAAGGCAAGAGGGACGGCCGCAGGGUCAGCUAGCUGUGGUAUACGAUAUUGCUUGCAAAACCUCAAAGACAGUCAGACGAAGUCCUCUCAAUUCACUUGCUCAGUGGUCUCGGUUCUUACCAGCUGUUGGAGCAAUGCAUGGCUAUGCCCAUGAGCGCUCAUGUCAACUUCUGUUCCUCAUGCUGUAUAUCGUUGGCGUAGGUCUUGAAGAUGGGGAGGGUUGCGAGCGCUAUUUCAACGUGUCUAAUGCCCUGGCUGCUAUCACUCGGCACCAAUCAUCCUUCCACCGUCGACAAGCAAUCUCAGAAUUUGCCUACUUCAAUGACCUCCAAACAUACUCGAGUCUCAGCAGGUUUAUUUAUGGGAACUAUAAGCAAGCGUUGGGCAUCAUCAGCACAAAGAACACAGUUCGAAACAGCAUGCGAGAGGCUGGCAUUGCGUCUCCACAGGUAUUCUAUGACUGGUUAGUUGAAGAAGGCGAGUAUCUUCAGCGCUUGUACCAGACGCCGCCUAAAGAAACCCUUGAGAUGGAAUACUACCUCAAGCUUGAGGCUCUUAAAAGCUGCCAAGAGCGGCUGGCAAAAGCUCGGGCUGCAUGGCUAGGAUAUCAGCCUGGAUUGCGCGACAGAACCAAUGCCCUCGAGACGAAGCACAGGAAUGAGUCAGAAAACGAAAGGAAGCUUCUGGCAGAUGUGCAAGCCUUUGAGGCAAGGCUUGAGCUUCGGAAGCGUUGGACAGAGAGCUGCGAUGAGUACAAGCUGGCAAGGACAAUGGUAAAAGAGGCUUCAUACCGUAAAGCCUUGGACAAGCUGGAGGCGCUGCUGGUUUCAAGGUGUUUCGAGAUGGCUAGACUCAAUCUGCGAAAGCAUAUUGCAAACGCCUUGAAGACGCGCUCAAAAUCAAUUCAAUCAGCAAUUGCCUCGUAUAAUGAGGCAGCUACUGCUCUUUUCCCUCCGCGCCAAACCAUCACCUGGGAGGAGGUCCUUGAGUUUUCAUUUUUGGGAGAGUUCGACAUCCUUCGAAAUGCUCGGGACGAUGUUCGAACUCGACAGUGGGCAACUUUCAGGAACCGUCUCAUCAUGCAGCAGUUCUUUAGGCUUAUUCGCGCAGAGGAGGAGAUUGACAGACUUCAUGUAGAAAUACGCCGCUUACUUACCUACAUCUGUGAGGAGGAGCGAAUUCUCUCUGCAAAGGCAGCUGAGGUUGAGGGAGUGAAUCCUGCUUUAGCAUUGCAGAUUCGGGAGUAUUGGUGCGAGCGAUCAAGAUUCAAUGACCUUCAUCGCAGACGCCUUUUUGCAAUCAAAAGGCUUCGGGGUUUUAACAUUGCUCAUGCAAAGUAUUUCACUGCUGGAACACCAGUGACUGCCCAAGAUACUUUGGUGGAGAGCGCUGACAAUGACCCAGGCCCAUGGGAUGAGGGCGAAGAUGGCGAUGAGGAUGAUGAAGAGAUACUCAUUGAUCGCGUAGCUACUGUCAUGGACCUUGCUGUAAAUGAUGAUUAA
Messenger RNA from Lentinula edodes (shiitake mushroom), 2376 nucleotides. RefSeq lists its product as uncharacterized. The transcript has 3 exons. The record is from RefSeq and is a predicted model, not a curated record. Lineage: Eukaryota; Fungi; Basidiomycota; Agaricomycetes; Agaricales; Omphalotaceae. The coding region runs from base 1 to 2376 and encodes 791 amino acids.